CAACUUGUCGAAUGUAACGCAAAUGAGAUUGACUUUUGCGGGCAGUCGCAUGGAAUUCAUCAGUUAUUUCAGUUAAAAUAUUAAACGUUAUGGCUUCUAUUCAGAAAGAGGAAGAUUUGAAAAAAGACGUAGUCGAAAAUGGCCAAGAGAACGAACUAGACGACGUAGAGGAAGAUACCAAGGAUCCCGCCAAGAAGAAGAAAAAGAAAAAAAAGAAGAAGAAGGCAGAUUCUGAAGUAACUGGUGAUACCAAUGAAGUCACUAAUGCAACCGAAAAUGUUAAAUCACUGUCUGUGGAAGAUUCCACACCUGAGGGUGAAGAAAAGAAGAAGAAAAAGAAGAACAAGAGUAAGGGAGGCAAAGGAGCGGCAAAGGAACAGACCAAUCCACCCACUAUACCUAUAGCUGAGUUGUACCCGCAGGGUAACUUUCCUGAGGGUCAAAUAAUGGAGCAUGGACAUGCUGAAGGCAUUGAUGACAGGACUGCCAAGGAGCGGUUCUCCAGUGAGGAAAAAAGAGCCUUGGAUAGGAUGCACCAAGACAUAUAUCAGGAGAUCAGACAUGCCGCUGAGGCCCACAGACAAACACGACAGUACAUGCGCGACUGGAUAAAACCGGGCAUGACGAUGAUACAAAUAUGCGAGGAACUGGAAUCCACAGCCCGGCGUCUCAUUGGCGAAGACGGGCUCAAAGCAGGGCUGGCCUUCCCCACAGGCUGCAGUCGCAACCACUGCGCCGCACAUUACACACCCAAUACUGGUGAUACUACGGUGCUUGAAUACGACGACGUAGUGAAGAUUGACUUCGGCACGCAUAUCAACGGACGCAUCAUUGACUGCGCGUUCACUCUGCACUUCAACCCCCGCUAUGACCCGCUGGUGAAAGGAGUGCAGGAGGCGACAGAGGCCGGCAUUAAGGCGUCAGGGGUAGAUGUCAGGCUGUGUGAUGUGGGCGCUGCAGUGCAAGAGGUUAUGGAGUCACAUGAAGUGGAGUUGGAUGGCACCGUAUAUCAAGUGAAGCCCAUCCGUAACCUGAAUGGACAUUCAAUCGGACCAUAUAGGAUUCACGCCGGUAAGACCGUGCCGAUCGUGAAAGGCGGCGAGACGACCCGUAUGGAGGAGAACGAGUUCUACGCCAUCGAGACCUUCGGCUCCACGGGCCGCGGCCAGGUGCACGACGACAUGGACUGCUCGCACUAUAUGAAGAACUUCGACCAGCAGUUCGUUCCGCUAAGGCUACAAUCGUCAAAGCAACUCCUGAAUCUGAUCAACAAGAACUUCAGCACCCUCGCGUUCUGCAAGCGCUGGCUGGAGCGCGCGGGCGCGUCGCGCUACGCCAUGGCGCUGAAGGACCUGUGCGACAAGGGCGUGGUGGACGCCUACCCGCCGCUCUGCGACGUCAAGGGCAGCUACACGGCGCAGUUCGAGCACACCAUCCUGCUGCGGCCCACCUGCAAGGAGGUCAUCUCGCGCGGCGACGAUUACUAGCAGCUACACGGCGCAGUUCGAGCACACCAUCCUGCUGCGGCCCACCUGCAAGGAGGUCAUCUCGCGCGGCGACGAUUACUAGCAGCUACACGGCGCAGUUCGAGCACACCAUCCUGCUGCGGCCCACCUGCAAGGAGGUCAUCUCGCGCGGCGACGAUUACUAGCAGCUGCACGGCGCAGUUCGAGCACACCAUCCUGCUGCGGCCCACCUGCAAGGAGGUCAUCUCGCGCGGCGACGAUUACUAGCAGCUGCACGGCGCAGUUCGAGCACACCAUCCUGCUGCGGCCCACCUGCAAGGAGGUCAUCUCGCGCGGCGACGAUUACUAGCAGCUGCACGGCGCAGUUCGAGCACACCAUCCUGCUGCGGCCCACCUGCAAGGAGGUCAUCUCGCGCGGCGACGAUUACUAGCAGCUGCACGGCGCAGUUCGAGCACACCAUCCUGCUGCGGCCCACCUGCAAGGAGGUCAUCUCGCGCGGCGACGAUUACUAGCAGCUGCACGGCGCAGUUCGAGCACACCAUCCUGCUGCGGCCCACCUGCAAGGAGGUCAUCUCGCGCGGCGACGAUUACUAGCAGCUACACGGCGCAGUUCGAGCACACCAUCCUGCUGCGGCCCACCUGCAAGGAGGUCAUCUCGCGCGGCGACGAUUACUAACGCGGCCGGCGUCCACGAGAGCGUUCGCGUGCCGCGCCAGUUGGCUGACCAAAUUUGAACCUUUCUAGACACGAAUAUGAGACGACAAUAUUUACGAUAUUUGCGUGUUUUACCAAUAGUGUUGCGAUUUAAUUGAGUUUAGCGGUUCAACUGUAGUUAGCCAAAUUAUCAUGGGGCCGAAAGCGGACACGUCAUUGAGUAAA
This is a messenger RNA of Cydia pomonella (codling moth), 2346 nucleotides long. It is a transcript of the gene und, whose product is annotated as methionine aminopeptidase 2. Lineage: Eukaryota; Metazoa; Arthropoda; Insecta; Lepidoptera; Tortricidae. The transcript is spliced from 8 exons. Gene Ontology annotation, molecular function: metalloaminopeptidase activity. The record is from RefSeq and is a predicted model, not a curated record. The coding region runs from base 90 to 1487 and encodes 465 amino acids. Gene Ontology annotation, biological process: proteolysis.